AAGGACAGAGAAGACAUUGGAGUUGAAGUUUCAAGAUGUUUAAGCUGUGUUAUCCUUUGGCCGCAGUGCUGCUGUGUUUUGUCUUCGCCACAGCGCAGGUUGUGCCAAAUGCAGAAAUCGGUCGGAUUACCAUCCAAGUGCCGUUGCUGUCCAAUGGAAAGCCCGUAAUCCUUACCAAUCAGGACAAGGAGGAAAUCGCCACCGUGGAGGAGAUAAAGCCGGGAAAGGUCCAUGUUGUUCAGGAGGUAGUGGUGCCACCCACAGUAAAGGAGGAGACCAAGAUCAGGAUGGCAAGAUCCGUUUCGAGCUCGGGGAGAUACAACCAUGAUGUGACCAAUCCCGGUAUUCCGAACCAUGGAAUUCCGAAUCCUGGUAUCCCGAACCAUGGAAUUCCGAAUCGUGGCAUCCCCAAUGAUGGCAUUCCCAAUCCUGGCAUUCCGAAUCAUGGAAUUCCCAAUCCUGGCAUUCCCAAUCCCGAUGCCUCCGAACUUAUGCCGGUUGUUGUGAUGCCAAUGCCACCAAGUCGAACCACCACCUCACCCAUGUCCACAUCCAUGGUCAAACGAGUGCCAACCAGGAAUUGUUUCCACCUGCUGAUGGGAGGCAUGACUACCAUGCCCCCAACGGAUAUGAUGACAAUGACACCUCCACCGAUGGAGGACUGCGAUCUGUUGUGCACCAAGGGCGAGUUCUUGCCCAUUUGUGCCCACAAUGGCAACUGUGUCCACGAGUUUGCCAACCAGUGCGUGAUGGACACCUUCAACUGCAAGCAUCGGGAACUGGCCUUCCGUGCAGUGGAUGAGGAAGUCUGUCGGAUGGGAAUUUGUAUGAAGAAAUGCAAGGAGGAGGACCUGAAGCUUUAAGAUACCACACACUACGAGUAUUAAUUUUAGAUCUUUACUUUAUCCUUUACAUAUAAAUCAAAAUAAAUAAUUUCAAAAUAAA
Molecule: messenger RNA, 945 nt
Organism: Drosophila elegans
Lineage: Eukaryota; Metazoa; Arthropoda; Insecta; Diptera; Drosophilidae
Exons: 2
Coding region: 36-863 (275 amino acids)
Molecular function (GO): protein binding
Source: RefSeq, a predicted model, not a curated record